Planococcus citri (citrus mealybug) is the source of this 3714-nucleotide messenger RNA. RefSeq names its product dopamine D2-like receptor (gene Dop2R). The coding region runs from base 653 to 2284 and encodes 543 amino acids. Gene Ontology annotation, biological process: adenylate cyclase-activating adrenergic receptor signaling pathway. Gene Ontology annotation, molecular function: G protein-coupled receptor activity; dopamine neurotransmitter receptor activity, coupled via Gi/Go. The transcript is spliced from 8 exons. Gene Ontology annotation, cellular component: plasma membrane. NCBI's taxonomy places the organism in Eukaryota, Metazoa, Arthropoda, Insecta, Hemiptera, Pseudococcidae. The record is from RefSeq and is a predicted model, not a curated record.
AGAUGAUACAAGUUGUCCUGUGAUGUCGGCUAGUUCAGUGGUAUUUCAGUUUGUCGAAUACGUAUGGUUCGGGCGAGAGUAACGGAAAAUUCGAAAGUUUAUUUGAACAAAACACGUUCGAGAUUUUCGUUUGUCAUUCGAAAUGCCGGAUCGCGUUUCUGUUAAAUAAAUCACAUCGAGUUAUCCCGCCGACGCGACGUUUAAAAUGCCGUAAAAUAUUUCUCGUUUUUUUCGGACCGUUGGUUUUGAAUAGUUCAUGAAUACAAAAGCUGUCUUCAAAUUAGACAGUUUUGCGUACACGUAAAUGAUCGCCAGGCUACUCGCCGCUGUUUAGGUUCUAUCGCGAGAAUGUGCGAGAGAAAGACAGAGAGUAUGGAAAAAAAUAAUAUGUAACAAAAAAAUCACACUAGCACACCUGAUCGAGAGUCUUCGAGUGGUGGGAUUUUUUUUUUUUCUGACAAGCCAGCCGUAGCGAAAUGUUUACCGAGUACGCUGUGAUAUUAGUAAAGUCAACUUUGUCAUCCGAAUGUGCAGGCUGAAUGCGACACGCCGCCGGUGAUGAUGAAUUUUUCAAAUGCCGUGUAAAGCCGAUUGGACAGGACCACUUUGAUAUUCGUCCUGCGAACGUACUCGAAGUAAUCCAAUUUCGAACAUGACUUCAACUCCAAAAGAUUACAAUGUCACUCGCAAACCAUUCCAUGAUAAUUUAACAUGGUUUCUAGACGAACUAGAUAGCAUUAACAAAAACAGCUCACUCAAUCAGACGGUAUUCGGCGAAGAAGCCAACCGUAAUUAUUGGGCCUUAUUGUUGUUCAUCAUACCGAUUGUGACGAUUUUCGGAAAUGUGUUAGUAAUAUUGAGUGUCUAUAGAGAACGGACAUUGCAAUCGGUCACCAAUUAUUUCAUCGUAAGUUUGGCCCUAGCAGAUUUACUUGUGGCCAUCGGAGCUAUGCCGUUUGCUGUUUAUGCUUUGCUGAAUGGGAAAUGGGGUUUACCAGCCUUUGUCUGUGAUUUUUAUAUCGCCACGGAUGUUACUUGCAGCACAUCUUCCAUUUUAAAUUUGGUUGCUAUUAGUAUAGAUAGGUAUAUCGCGGUUACCAAACCAAUAAAAUACGCCAAACAUAAAAAUAAUCGAAGAGCUUGGCUGACGAUAGUCUUCGUUUGGGCUCUAAGCGCAGCCAUCGGAAGCCCCAUAGUUUUAGGCCUCAAUAAUACUCCAGACAGAGUAUCGCAUCUUUGUAUGUUCUAUAAUUCAGAUUUCAUACUUUAUUCAUCUCUAACUUCAUUUUAUAUUCCGUGUUUCAUCAUGAUCUACCUGUACUACAGCAUAUUCAAGGCGUUAAGAAUACGAGCGCAAAAAGCUAAAGCGUCGAGAAAGCCGCAUUUAGCAGAUUUGAAGCCAGGAAUUGUGAUUGAAAACGUUGCACAAACUAGAAGACUUGCCGAAACUACAUUAGGCACUUCUACAUUGUUACCAAGCAGCGGUGGAGGAUCGAGUUACAUGGAAGAAGGUCCUACGUGUACUGGCAGUGGAAGUCAGGAAGAAGACGAUGAUGGGGAUCGUUCUCCUGGCUCAGAUGAUUGUCAAGUGAUCUCAAAUGAUAAAUCUGCCGAAUUCAUUCUGUCCACGGUUGUCGAAGAAAGCACAAUGGUGGUGGCUUUGGCUUCGCAAAGUUGUCGAACGAAUGAAAACCACGAUUCGGGUUACGUACCUUCCAACGUUGAAGAAACAACUUUACAGACUUGUGCGUCAGAUUCAAAUCAAAAAUCAACAACAAAUAGUGAUACUAAAGAUAACAAGAUUUCCUUUUUUUGUUGCCAGAACGCGAAAACGAACGGGUCAAUGAACAACGAGAGUUUAGAGUCGGCACCAUUAAAGCGAAGUAUGGCAUCGACGGUUCGAGGUGUUUCCGAAGACGAAGACUUCACCGGUUCGAAAAAGGAAAGAAAGGCGUCAAAUGCUACGAGAUUUACAAUAUAUAAAGUCAACAAGGCGAGCAGAAAAAAACGCGAAAAGUCGUCCGCUAAGAAAGAAAGAAAAGCUACGAAAACCUUAGCCAUAGUUCUAGGUGUCUUUUUAAUAUGUUGGCUGCCAUUCUUCAGCUGUAAUAUAACUGACGCGAUAUGCUCGAAAAUGCAUUUCAACUGUAACCCGGGUGUGACGGCUUUCAUUCUGACAACGUGGUUAGGUUACAUGAAUAGUUUCGUAAAUCCAAUUAUUUACACUAUUUUUAACCCAGAAUUUAGAAAAGCAUUUAAAAAGAUAAUGCACAUGGAAACGUGAUCGCUGGAGGAAUUUGUUAUUUAAACAAAAAAAAAUUGGCUGUGUUACCAUCUAUACUUAUCAUAAAUUAUUGACGAAUAUUUAAUGAUUAAAUAUUUCGUGUACAUUUAACCAGUUUAUUAUAUUUGUAACUGUUAUGAACAAAAAGCUCCGUGAUUUUAUAUGUACUUCGUUUCAAACGUUUGUUUUCCUUCGUUAAUAUUAAGAAUUUGUUUCCUGUUUUAUUUUGUUAUAGUUAAAACUGUUCAUUUUGAAUCGUGUCAUGAAUUGAAAUCGACCAUUUAGUUGUUAUUUAUAUGUACCUAUUAGGUUUUUUUUCCUACUAUAAAAAAUUCUCCGUUACGAGAAUUUUUCUAAAGUCAACUUUAAAAGUUAAGUAAUGAGUUUGAAAUUGAAAAUCAUAGUGUGUUCAUCUUCAACAAGCGCAUGUCAAUAUACAUGCUUUACUGAUCUGCUUAAUGAGACGUUUAUCUACGUGUAAAAUUAUUACAGUCAGUUAGAACUACCUAUCUAACCUAUUUGAAUACUUAUUUAUGUAAUCCGGCACGUACACGUUAGUAAUACCUACGUAUCUUUUUCAUUUUUCAUUUUGAUACCGAUGGCAAAAAUAAGAUACCUACCUGCAUGAAUUAAAGUUCAUUUUGUGAUGAUUUUAACUUAUUACGUAUAAGUUGAAUUGAUCUCAUUAAAAAUUUAUUCGAAAUAAGCUCUCAAAAAUCACAAAUUAUCGAUCGCAUUAAUUUUUCUGCAUUCGUUAAUAAAAUCAUCACAUUUUCGUUAGGUAUAUAAAACUGUACUGUGACAUAAUAAAACUGAAAAGAUGAAUCAAUAAUAGGUAAGUCCAACAACAAAAAGUAUUUAUUUAUUUUUUUUAAAAAUCGUGUUUAUACCAAUUACUCGAGUAAGAAGCAAUACAUUUAUGAAAUGUUAUUAAUAAUGUAUACAUAAUCUGUGAUCGCAGAAAAGUAUCGAUUUUGUAAGCUGUAAAGUAAUUUUAUCGGCAGACUUCGUUUUUUUUUUUUAUACGUGUAUGUACUUAUGUAAUACGUUCAAUCAAGAUGAAAUUUUAACCGCAAAGUUACAAAGAAUAUUUAGAAAAGGUCCUUUAGCUGCGUGACAAUUUUGUAGUUACCGUGAACCGAAUAAAUGAAAAUAAUUGUCAAGUUAGCGAAUAAAUGAAUACAUAUCUUAGAUAUUCUCUCUUUUCCUCUGUCUCUCUCUUUUUUUUUUUUUUUUUUUUUUUUAGAAAACCAACUUUUUACAAAAGCUACCUAUUAAAAAUUAAAAUUAAUUUACGCAGUUUAUAUGUUAUGUAUUAAGGAUGUACAGUACGUACUGUAUUUUGUAUCGAAAAUAUUAUAUAUUAUUCGUCAUAAGUACAAUACUUUUGUAAAUACAGUUAAAGCUUUCCAAAGACUGUUUCAAAAUAA